Molecule: messenger RNA, 1431 nt
Organism: Rhodamnia argentea
Lineage: Eukaryota; Viridiplantae; Streptophyta; Magnoliopsida; Myrtales; Myrtaceae
Product: MDIS1-interacting receptor like kinase 2-like
Exons: 4
Coding region: 1-1431 (476 amino acids)
Biological process (GO): protein phosphorylation
Molecular function (GO): protein kinase activity; ATP binding; protein binding
Source: RefSeq, a predicted model, not a curated record
AUGGCAUCAUCAGCUCAAAAACAACUCCCGAUGCUCUUCCUAGUUUAUGUCCUUCUCUUGCUUAUUUUUAUGCAAGAAUUGCCUCAUCCUGCUUCACCCAACAGCUCUCCUCUAAUGGCCGUCGCUCUUUCCAGUAGCCAAACAAGAGAUGAGGAAGUGAAGGCACUUCUAAAGUGGAAAUCUAAGCUCAAUGAAGAGAGCCGCUCUAUCUUGUCCUCGUGGAAUGGUAGCGACACCUGUUCGUGGCAAGGACUUGGUUGUGAUCCUCUCGGAAGCGUCAUCAACUUGAACCUCUCGAGCUCCGCCCUCCGCGGUAUGCUUCAUGAUCUCGAUUUAUCCUCGUUGCCCAACUUGGUCACGCUUAAACUUGCCAACAACUCGCUCUUCGGGGACAUCCCCUCGAGCAUCGGCAACCUUUCCAAGCUCGCUUACCUAGACUUGUCUCAAAACCUCCUUUAUGGAGACAUUCCGACCCAACUCAGAUCGUUGCGGUCUCUAAAAGUUCUGGACUUAUCAUCGAACAAUAUCACGGGUUCGGUCCCCAGCUCUAUAGGAAGCUUGAGUAACUUGACCGGCUUAUACCUUCAAAACAAUAACAUCUCCGGGUUCAUCCCUCGAGAAGUAGGAAUGCUCAAUUCUCUCAAUGAUCUGUUAUGGCUUUUCAAUAAUGAUCUUAUCGGGUCCAUUCCAAUAGAAAUAGGAAUGUUGGUGUCUCUUAGUGAGCUCGACUUAUCAGCCAAUUACCUCAAUGGAUCUAUCCCUCCAACUCUAGGAAAUUUGAGUAAUAUAUUGAAGAGCGAACAAAGGAUAACAAUGUUCAUUUGGAGUAAGAGAUUGAAUGUCGUAAAAGGUGUGGCUUAUGCUUUGUGCUACAUGCACUGUGAAUGCUCUCCUCCUAUAGUACAUCGAGACAUAUCGAGCAAGAACAUUUUACUGGACGAAGAAUAUGAAGCUCACGUUUCUGAUUUUGGCACGGCGAAGGUUCUACAACCUUGUUCAUCCAAUUGGACUUCCUUUGCAGGCACCUUUGGAUAUGCAGCUCCAGAACUCGCAUACACUAUGGAAGUGAACGAGAAAUGCGAUGUUUAUAGCUUCGGAAUGGUGACAUUGGAAGUGAUCAUGGGAAGACAUCCAGGCGAUCUCAUAUCAUCUCUUGCGUCCACAUCUCCAUCAUCGCGGCGCCAUUCAACAGACUCUUGGCCGCUGAAAGAAGUUUUAGAUCAGAGAAUUCCGUACCCGAAAGGCUAUGUGCUGGGGGAAGUGGCUGUGGUGAUAAAGAUGGCACUUUCGUGCAUAAGUCCCAAACCAGAGCAUCGUCCGAGCAUGCAGCAAGUUUCUCGAGCGAUAUCGGCACAUAGCCCGAUCAUGUUAACCGCAUCAGAGGACAUCAAGUUGGAAGAACUAGUCGAUCCUACAUGCUUCACUUAUUGA